Molecule: messenger RNA, 1943 nt
Organism: Achroia grisella
Lineage: Eukaryota; Metazoa; Arthropoda; Insecta; Lepidoptera; Pyralidae
Exons: 8
Coding region: 178-1566 (462 amino acids)
Biological process (GO): protein K48-linked ubiquitination; negative regulation of extrinsic apoptotic signaling pathway via death domain receptors; proteasome-mediated ubiquitin-dependent protein catabolic process
Cellular component (GO): cytoplasm; plasma membrane
Molecular function (GO): ubiquitin protein ligase activity
Source: RefSeq, a predicted model, not a curated record
UCAAAUGUUUUGAUUUUUUUACAUAAAUAGUUUUGCUUAAUGUGCAAUAUUCGAACUUACUGUAAAAAAUAGUUAUGCUAAAAACUAAUGGUGUAGUGCUAGUACCAUUAUUAUAAUGAACUUGUGACAGGACAGCGCUUGCACUGAGGAAGCGGGAUUUUGCGUCGAGUAUGAUCGAUGAUAGUGCAAGAUUGCGAUAAGAUGCCUUGUGAAAGCUGCGCCGUGCAGUUCAGUGUGUUCAGGCGGAAGCGGGCCUGCUGCGAGUGCGAACGUUACUAUUGUAGUGGGUGCUUGCGACGCGGAGGAGGCGCCAUGUGCGCGCCCUGCCGGGUGCUCUCCACUCGGCCUCUGUCGCGGCAGACUAUCGCUCAUCUGAAGGUGCGCGACAUCCAGUGCUUCCUGCAGCGACAGAACGUCUCCACCAGGGGCUGUGUUGAGAAGGAGGAGCUGGUGAGCCUGUGUGUAUCGCACGUGAACAGUGCAGCGUACCGUCGGCGGGGCUCGCGCUCCGGCUCCAGCCCCUUCAGCACCCUCAAGGGGUUCACCAAUAACAUCAAUGUUCUUAUUAACAACGCCUUCGAUCUGCGCAGCACGCCACAACCCGCGCCACCGUCGCCACACAGCGAAUGCUAUAAUUCGUCACAUGUGCACACAGCGACGAGCCGGCCCGCCCCGAACCCGCCUCCCGACCCCCCGCAGCCCGCACCGCGCACCCUGCAGCGGGAGAGAUUCACCACCACACCAGGUGGCGAGCGCGACAUCCGGGUGCCGGUGCCGGAGCCCCGCGCGGAGGAGGCGGCCGAGGGCACCACCGCGCACUCCGCCGACUGCUACGAGAUCGAGGACGUGGACGACGGCUGGGAGGUGGUCGCGCGGCCCGCAGACCCGCUGCCCAACGAUUCGGAAGUGCUGAUAACGGAGAGCGAUGACCUCGAUCAUCCGGCGGAGCGGAUGGAGAGGGCGGAGCAUGCGGCGGGGGCGGGGCCGGGGGCGGGGCCGGGGGCGCGGGCGCGGGCGGUGCCGGCGCGGCUGGCGGCGUGCGGCGGGUCCCCGCAGCGCGCCGCCUCCGAGCUGGAGCUGCGGCCGCCCGCACACCGCGCCGACACCGCCAGCCUGCAGGACGAGCCGCUCAUGGACACCGGAUCCGGUGAAGAGAGUGAGAGGGCGGAGUGCGGCGGGGGUGGUGGCGGGGGCGGGGGCGGGCGUGGUGCGGGCGGGCGCGUGUCGCUGGGCGCGCUGCGGGCGGAGGCGGAGCUGGAGGCGCUGAACGUGCGGCAGCUGAAGGAGCUGCUGGCCAGGAACCGCGUCGAGUACCGCGGCUGCCUCGAGCGGGCCGACCUCCUCGAGCGCGCCAAGAUGCUGUGGCGAGAGCACCACCACUACGCCGACGACAUCGACAAGCUACCGAUGGAGGAGUGCUGCAAGAUCUGCAUGGCGGCGCCGCUGGAGUGCGUGCUGCUGGAGUGCGGACACAUGGCGGCCUGCACCGCCUGCUCCAAGCAGCUGGCCGAGUGCCCCAUCUGCAGACAGUACGUCGUGCGCGCAGUCAGGGUGUUCCGCUCCUGAGCACCACCACCAUCGUAUGCCGACCCCGUCUGAUGCAGUACAUCUUCAAAGAUUGGUAUAAAAUACGUCACGACUUGUCUAAGAAAUCACACAUUGGUACGGCCUUCAGCCAGCUUUCCGACUGUAUAGUGGCUUUAGUAACAGCAGCAUAUAAAGAGACAAUAAUACGAAAUAACACUAGAACGAGAAUGUAGUAACAUGCAGCUAAGAACAAAACUGAGUGACACACAGUGCGGUCCUAGCGGCGCCGUGCCCUCACUCUUAAUAAGAAGAAUUUUUAAUACUUCAUAUGAGGCUAUAAAUGUAUUUAGGUUCAAUUCUGGAAGAGAAUCAACCUUAAAACGUCGUCCUAAGUUUUAAGAUUGUAGUGUAUAAGA